UGUGGGGAGAGGGCAGAACCUGUGGGAGCAGAUAAACUCUCAGGAAACAAAGAUCCUGAUUUCAAGUAUAAAUGCUCUUUGUGAUGGAGAACAAAGGGAGGUAUAUCAGCUGGCAGUUGAAUGGGCAGGAGUUUUGAAACUCAUAGAACUUUUCAGAUUUAGUAAUCUCAUCAUGAACAAGAACACCGGUACCCUACAUGUCAGGAGUAAAAGUAUUUCAGAAGAAACACUGCACUCCAACACUGAAGACGAGGGCCCUUUCCAAGGAAUGGAACCCUAUCUUGUGCGGAGACUUUCCUGCCGCAACAUCCAGCUUCCUCCUCUGGCUUUCAGACAAUUGGAGCAAGCAGACUGGGAUAAAAAGAGUGAUAUGGAGACUAUACCAAGGCCCACCAGUCUUCCACUAAGGAGUCCUCCAUUGAUUGCCAUCACAUCGGCAGAGGCCAGUAGAUUCUUAAAACUCUUGGAUUGUGAAGACAGCUUUAUAAAGAUUGAUAGUGUUGGACUGCAAUUUACAAAGUAUACAAGUCAAAAAUAUACUACAAAAUGUCAGAAAUAUAUGCACUUUAACUGGUCAAAACUAAUAAAACUGAAUAUAUUAAAACUACCUGUCAUAUAUGCUUUGUAA
This is a messenger RNA of Mauremys mutica (yellowpond turtle), 628 nucleotides long. Its product is annotated as cAMP-specific 3',5'-cyclic phosphodiesterase 4D-like. NCBI's taxonomy places the organism in Eukaryota, Metazoa, Chordata, Testudines, Geoemydidae. The transcript has 4 exons. The coding region runs from base 173 to 628 and encodes 151 amino acids. The record is from RefSeq and is a predicted model, not a curated record.